Molecule: messenger RNA, 382 nt
Organism: Sinocyclocheilus grahami
Lineage: Eukaryota; Metazoa; Chordata; Actinopteri; Cypriniformes; Cyprinidae
Product: paired box protein Pax-3-like
Exons: 3
Biological process (GO): regulation of transcription by RNA polymerase II
Molecular function (GO): DNA-binding transcription factor activity, RNA polymerase II-specific; RNA polymerase II transcription regulatory region sequence-specific DNA binding
Source: RefSeq, a predicted model, not a curated record
AUGUAUGAGGUACGAGCAAGCCACUCAGACGAGGGCUCAGAUGUGGACUCAGAACCGGGUUUGCCAUUAAAGAGGAAACAGCGGCGCAGUCGGACCACGUUCACAGCCGAGCAGCUGGAGGAGCUGGAGAGAGCUUUCGAACGCACCCAUUACCCUGAUAUUUACACCAGAGAAGAGCUCGCUCAGAGAGCUAAACUCACCGAGGCACGAGUACAGGUUUGGUUUAGUAAUAGAAGAGCUCGCUGGAGGAAGCAGGCAGGAGCCAAUCAGCUCAUGGCGUUUAAUCACCUGAUACCUGGUGGUUUCCCACCCUCUGCGAUGGCGAGUCUUCAGCCCUAUCAGCUGGCGGACAGCCCUUACCCUCCCUCAUCUAUCUCACAAG